CUGUUGUAUGCCGACAACAGGACUGGGAAAGAUGUGACAAAGGUAUCGGUGGAUCUGUGGAAAAGCUUCGGGCCUUCAAACGUCAGCUGUCCCAGCCUCUCCCUGACCACCACGAGGACCUGCAGGCUGAGCAGAUGCGUUGCAAGGACCUGGAGGGCACCAUCGACGGCUGGACCGGAGAUUUGUCCCACCUGACCGUCCUAAGGGAGUCCUUGUCGUGUUACAUCAGCGCGGAGGACCUUAGUGUCCUUCAGGAGCGUAUGGAGCUGCUGCAUCGCAUGUGGGAGGAAAUCUGCCACCAGAUGUCGUCGCGCGCGCAGCAGGUGAGCGACAAGCUCAACGAGUGGAACGUCUUCAGCGAGAAGUACAAGGAGCUGUGCGAGUGGCUCACCAGCAUGGAGGGAAAGGUGUCGCAAAACGGAGACGUCAGCAUCGAGGAGAUGAUCGAGCGGCUGCGCAAGGACUACCAGGAGGAGAUCUCUGUGGCCGAGGAGAACAAGCUGCACCUCCACCAGCUGGGGGAGCGUCUGGCACGGGCCAGCCACCGGGGAAAAGCUGUAGAAAUCGAACACAAGCUGACUAAAGUCAACGACCGCUGGCAGCACCUCCUGGAUCUCAUUGCAGCCAGGGUGAAGAAGCUGAGAGAGACUCUGGUGGCCGUGCAGCAGCUGGACAAGAACAUGAGCAGCCUGCGUUCCUGGCUGGCCCACAUCGAGACCGAGCUGUCUCAGCCCAUGGCCUACGACGCCUGCGACUUUCAGGACAUUCAGCGCAAACUGGAUCAGCAGCAGGAGCUGCAGAGCGACAUCGAGAAGCACAGCACGGGCGUGGCGUCCGUGCUCAAUCUGUGCGAGGUGCUCCUGCACGACUGCGACGCCUGCGCCACCGACGCCGAGUGCGAGUCCAUCCAGCAGGCCACGCGCAGCCUGGACCGCCGCUGGAGGAGCAUCUGCGCCUCGUCCAUGGAGAGGAGACUCAAGAUCGAGGAAACGUGGCGUUUGUGGCAGAAGUUCCUGGAGGACUUUUCACGCUUCGAGGAGUGGCUGGCCACCUCCGAGAAGACGGCGGCUCUGCCAAACUCCUCUGGGGUUUUGUACACCAUAGCCAAGGAGGAACUGAAGAAGUUUGAGUCCUUCCAGAGGCAAGUCCAUGAAAGCCUGACCCAGCUGGAGUUGAUCAACAAGCAGUACCGCCGCCUGGCCAGAGAGAACCGCACGGACGCGUCCUGCCACCUGAAGGAGAUGGCACACGGCGCCAACCAGCGGUGGGACAACCUGCAGAAGAGGGUGGCGUCCGUCCUGCGCAGGCUCAAGCACUUCAUCAGCCAGAGGGAGGAGUUUGAGACGGCACGGGACGCCAUCUUGGUGUGGCUGACCGAGAUGGACUUGCAGCUCACCAACAUCGAGCACUUCUCCGAGUGCGACAUCCAGGCCAAGAUCAAGCAGCUCAAGUCGUUCCAGCAGGAGAUCUCGCUGACCACCGCCAAGAUCGAGCGCAUCUUCCACCAGGGCGAGGCUCUGCUGGAGAAGAGCGAGCCUCUGGAUGCCGCCGUGAUCGAGGAGGAGCUGGAGGAGCUGCAGCGUUACUGUCAGGAGGUGUUUGGUCGAGUGGAGCGCUACUACAAGAAGCUCAUUCGCCUCCCUCUGGCAGAGGACGAUACCGAGGUGUCGCUCUCGGACCGUGAACUGGAGCUGGACGAGCCCGGGGACUUGUCCGGCCUGCCGUGGAGCGAGCGCUUGGGCGACGGCUUCUUGUCCCCGCUGGCCUCCUCGGGACGCUCGGCCUCUCUGGCGGCGGCCCAGCUCAGGACGGAGCGCUCGGGCAGAGACACCCCGGCCAGCGUGGACUCCAUCCCGCUGGAGUGGGACCACGACUACGACCUGAGCCGUGGGCUGGAGAGCGCCAGCAGGGCCCUCAGGGAGCAGCAGAGCGAGGAGGCAGACUUCCUCCCGCGGCCCUCCUCUGCCUUAUCAGAUGUAGUGAUCCCAGAGAGCCAGGAGGCCUUUGUUAGACUAACAGAGCAAACGCUGAGGUCCUCGGCUGGGGAGGUGGCCUCAACGGACUCCAACGUCCCCCUGCUGGACGCUGGACACAGCUACGCGCCCGCCGCCGUGGACCUGGAUGCCUCUUACAUGGGCUACAUGAGGCUGCUGGGCGAGUGCCGAGGCAACAUCAACACGGUGAAGAGGAUGGGCUACGAGCUCAAAGAGGAAGAGGACACCGCGUCCGGACUGGCCAAUCCCAGCAUCUCCGAGUCCCAAACAUCUGGUGUGAUCGAACGCUGGGAGCUCCUGCAGGCUCAGGACCUCAGCAAGGAGAUCCGCACCAAGCAGAACCAGCAGCAGUGGCAGCAGCUCAACUCGGACCUGAGCAACAUUUGCGCCUGGCUGAGGGAGAAGGCCGACGAGCUGGAGCAGCAGCGGAGGCUGGACCUCGGCACCGACAUCCAGACCAUCGAGUUUCGCAUCAAAAAGCUCAAGGAGCUGCAGAGGGCCUGGGACAAGCGCAAGGGGGUGGUGAUGUCCAUCAACCUGUGCAGCACAGACUUCCUGCACUCGGACACAGGAGAGUCCAAAGAGCUGCAGGUCAAGCUGAAAGACAUGAACAACCACUGGGACAAACUGGCGGCCUCGCUGGACCAGUGGAGGUCUUCACUGCAGGGAGCUCUCAUGCAGUGUCAGGACUUCCAUGAGAUGAGUCACGGUCUGCUGCUGUGGUUGGAAAACAUCGACCGCAGGCGUAACGAAGUGGUGCCCAUCGACCCCAUCCAGGACAGCGACACUCUCCAGGAGCAUCAUAAAAGUCUCACGCAAAUCCGCCAGGAGCUGCUGGACUCCCAGCUGAAGGUGGCCUCGCUGCAGGACAUGUCGCUCCAGUUGCUGGUCAACUCGCAGGGCGGGGACUGCCUGGAGGCCAAAGAGAAAGUCCACGUCAUCGGCAACCGCCUCAAGCUGCUGCUGAAGGAGGUGACCCGGGACCUGCGCGAGCUGGCCAAGAUCCUGGACAUCACCAGCAGUCAGCAGGAUCUGUCCUCGUGGUCGUCGGCUGACGAUUUGGACACCGGGUCCGGGUCCCUCAGUCCCGCCUCCGGGAGGAGCACUCCGAGUCGGCGGAGAUCGCGGCGGGGCAAAUGUAGUGUGUCACAGCGUGGUGGAGCGCCUGUGAGCAGUCCACAGCACAGCAGGCGUCGCAGCGCCGCUGGGUCCGCUUCCUGCCCUUCUGACCCGCCCUCCUCCUCGUUUGCACGUCGCGUCCUGCGGGUGGCGCUGCCCCUCCAGCUGCUGCUGCUCCUCCUGGUGCUGGUGGCCUUCCUGCUGCCCUUGUCCCAGGAGGACUACUGCACUCAGUCCAACAACUUUGCCCACUCCUUCUACCCCAUGCUCAGCUACACCAACGGGCCGCCGCCCGUCUGACCCUCUCGGCGCGCGGCAAACGGCACGAAUCAAGGUGCAUCCUGGGAAAUGAGGACUUCUAGCAAAGCACCAAAGUAGGCUGUGAUUUCCAUCUUAAUCCUUCAUACAAAUGCUAUUCCAGCACACCUUUUUUUUUUCUUUUUUUUUUUGGUAUUUUUUUUCCGCAUGCUCGUAAUAAUAACCAUAAUUGUCACUGAUGAGAUUAUUUUUAGAGGACGUUUGCUGUUUUAUUUUUGCAACGUAUCAGACAACUCUGACCUAUAUAGAAAGUAUUUUUUUGUAUGUGUGUAAGAGGCGAGGUGUACAUAACGGGUGAAACUGUACGCCAGCAUCUGAAACAAAGAAUGCCAAAUCUUCAUUUUGA
Molecule: messenger RNA, 3777 nt
Organism: Entelurus aequoreus (snake pipefish)
Lineage: Eukaryota; Metazoa; Chordata; Actinopteri; Syngnathiformes; Syngnathidae
Product: nesprin-1-like
Exons: 21
Coding region: 135-3413 (1092 amino acids)
Cellular component (GO): membrane
Molecular function (GO): protein binding
Source: RefSeq, a predicted model, not a curated record